AAUUGAGCUAAAAUAAAAAGGAAAGAUAGUUUCAGUUUUACGAAAUCUGUCCACGAUCUUCGUUAGCAUUUGAACGAACGAAACACUACGCUGUGGAUACCUGUAUGUGAGUGUAUUCGUGGCUGUUAACGACGAAGAAAGCGAAAGCCUAGCGGCUAUUGACCAUUAUUCGGUGUGAAUGUUUGUGUCAUCAAAGUGGAAGGUGCCAACGGAACUCUAACGGCAGCCAUAUAAUGUCUACGUGGCAUAUUCAAAGUACCAACCUAAUGUCUUCUAUGAGAUGGAAGGACAGAGUCGCCACUCGAGCUUCAGGAUGACGAUUCAACAAGAGAUCGGCUUCGCGAAGCAUUUGCCCUCGCAGCUACAUCGUAAAGCAGCAAAGAAAGGGUUUGAUUUUAAUUUGAUGGUUGUUGGAGAGUCAGGCCUUGGGAAGAGCACGCUGAUUAACUCGCUUUUCAUGACAGAUCUCUACGAUGGCAGACGUAUCCCUGAUGCUGUCGACAUGGGUCAUGGCAAUACAGUCAAAGUGGAAGCAAAUACGGUGGAAAUCGAUGAACAUGGAGUGAAAGUUCGGCUGACUGUUAUCGACACGCCUGGCUUUGGAGACCGCCUAAAUAAUGAUCAUUCGUUCGAGCCCAUCAUGCGAUACAUCGACGAGCAGUACAACAGCUACCUGUGCAAGGAGAGCGGAAUUCACCGAAAGAACAUCAUCGACAACCGAGUACAUUGCGUCCUAUAUUUUGUAUCAUCCCUCGGCCGCGGCCUCAAACCUCUUGACAUUGAGUUUAUGAAAGCUCUGCAGCAUAAGGUAAACAUUAUUCCGCUGAUAGCAAAAGCAGAUUCACUGACUGCGAAAGAAUGCGAGGCUUUGAAAGAUAUUGUCCGCCAGCAGGUGAUAGAGCAUAGCAUUCAGAUCUACGAUCUGAUGCCAUUGGAUGAUGACCCAUCGCUCGAGGAUCCCGAAUACGUAAACGAGAUCAAUCAGCUACGUGAAAGUUUUCCCUUGGCUGUUUGCGCCUCGCUGGAUAUCCAAGAGGUGAAUGGGAAAAAGGUUCGGGCCCGUAGAUACGCUUGGGGCUGCGUCGAGAUCGACAACGAGGUCCAUUGCGAUUUUCAAAAGCUCAAAACGAUCAUAAUAAAUCAUCUCGAAGACAUGAUUGAAAGGACGGAAACGGUACAUUACGAAAACUAUCGCGUCCAAUGCCUUAUGAAUAAAGGCCUCAAGCAGCCAGACAAGGAGAUCCUCGUAUUGCCGUCAGAUGACGCUUUACAGAAGGAAAAGGAACUGCAGGACAAGGAUAGGCAGUUACGCGAGAUGCAACGCCAAAUUGAGGCUAUGCGUUUUGAAAUGGCAAAACAAGCUUCGAGAAAUAACCUCGAUUCAUCGUCGAAUGUCACUGCUUCAAGCGGUGAAGAGAAGGACUAACGAGGGAUCACCUCUUGUGCGUGAACUCGGAAAAGCCGUUUUAUUCAUCAAAUUGAAAAUGGAAACUGUUGAUAUGUUAGAAUCCUGAUGGCCUUUGCGAAUGAAUCAUGCUUCGAAUUCCAGUUAAGAGCUAUUGGAUAUAACAGGUCAUAUUCAUUUGCCCGUCGCUUUUGCCCUCAACCGGCAUAGCACAAAGCCUGGGGCGGCCUUUUCGGAAAAAAACAAUGGGUUAUCACGGGAGUUAAAGAGACUAUUUAACAAAUGGCAACAUCGCCAUAAACGUAAGAAAAUUCUAAACGGAUCAACAUAUAUUUACCAUUAUUCUCUUUGCCGGCGAUUUCGUGAUUCUUCUCUUGCGAAUGUUCUAACUGCACGUUUCGCUCCAGACGUUUUUGAAUGUUAAGCGUACUGAAAAGUCGUUGAAGUUUUCAAAUAUAGUAAGCUUGAUAUUGAGCCCCCUGAGUAUGUCCUGAAAAUGUUAACACACGCGAGACGAUGUGUAGAUCAGUAUGGUUAACUUGCGUAGAUAUAUGACUAUAAAAGCCUUCGACACUCAUGAAAGUGAAUUUCAUUUUUACAAUUUAAUCAAAGGCUGAUUAAAGUGUACUAGUUAAAAUUUGCA
Messenger RNA from Varroa destructor (honeybee mite), 2048 nucleotides. RefSeq names its product septin-1-like. Gene Ontology annotation, molecular function: GTP binding. The record is from RefSeq and is a predicted model, not a curated record. Lineage: Eukaryota; Metazoa; Arthropoda; Arachnida; Mesostigmata; Varroidae.